Morus notabilis is the source of this 659-nucleotide messenger RNA. RefSeq names its product cytochrome c. The record is from RefSeq and is a predicted model, not a curated record. The transcript is spliced from 3 exons. Gene Ontology annotation, cellular component: mitochondrial intermembrane space. Gene Ontology annotation, molecular function: heme binding; electron transfer activity. Bases 92 to 433 code for a protein of 113 amino acids. Gene Ontology annotation, biological process: mitochondrial electron transport, cytochrome c to oxygen; mitochondrial electron transport, ubiquinol to cytochrome c. NCBI's taxonomy places the organism in Eukaryota, Viridiplantae, Streptophyta, Magnoliopsida, Rosales, Moraceae.
CUCGAAUUUGCGUUUCACCUCAACAAACCCUAAAACCGCUUUUUCUCAGAUUUUCUACAACUUUCUCACCCCCCAAACAAAAGAACAGAAAAUGGCGUCGUUCAGCGAAGCUCCCCCUGGCAAUGCAAAGGCCGGAGAGAAAAUCUUCAAAACCAAGUGCGCUCAGUGCCACACCGUCGAAAAAGGCUCUGGUCACAAGCAAGGACCCAAUCUAAAUGGAUUGUUUGGAAGGCAGUCUGGAACAACUCCAGGAUACUCUUACUCUGCUGCUAACAAGAACAUGGCUGUGAAUUGGGAGGAAAAGACAUUGUAUGAUUACUUGCUAAACCCCAAGAAGUACAUUCCUGGAACGAAGAUGGUGUUCCCGGGAUUGAAGAAACCUCAGGACCGCGCAGACUUAAUUGCCUAUUUGAAGGAAUCUACUGCUUCUUAAAAGAUGUAUCCUCAUCCCAUUCCAUUUUGCAGCAGUUAAUAUUUGUUCGCACAGAGCGGCUGAAUUGCCUUUUGUUUUACCAAUAAACUAAAGACCAUUUAGGUCUGCAAUGCUCGGAGUUUUGCUUUCCUAUUAUUUCUCUAGGAAGAGGUUGCUGUAAUUGGCAAACAAACGUAACAAUCAGUUUGGUUAUAAUUUUUUGGAUUUGGUGGAACACCAUUUUACU